AUGUCAGAAACUGAGCUGGAAAAGAUAAAAGUAAGAACAGCCGAGCAUUUUGAAAAUGACAAAAGCAACAUUCCUUGGUUAAAGGAAGGUAAAUCUCAUUCCAUUUCUCCGUCAUUGGGCGAUCCCUAUACGCAACUCACAAAUGAAAAGCAUGCAGAAGAGAAACCUAUUAAUGCUAUUAUUAUAAAUUCAGUAUCCGAAUUCAGUAUCACAGAUGGACCAUCCCAGGAAAGCCCCAAUGAGAAGAACCUGUCAGGAUCGAGCACUUCACUCUCCUCGCUCGAAGAAUGCCAAACGAAAUUUCCCUACCUCCAAACUAAUACUUCAGUUCAUCGGAGAGAUGCGGAUGAGGAGUGUGCCUCCCUGAUCCUCACCUGUCUCUUUUGCCAAUUCUUGGACUGCCUCCUCAUGCUCCCUGAUACAUGUGAAACAGUGUGCAUCAACCUGUGCUGCCCCUCUCACAGGUACUACUCUGCCUCAGAUGAGAACCAUCCACGCAAUGAUUGCAACUUGACCUGUGACAUGGACUGCAGCCUCUUUGAAUCCUGCCACGAGACCAGCGAGUGCCUGGAGCUGGCCAUGGAGAUAUCAGAAAUCUGUUACCGCUAG
Molecule: messenger RNA, 609 nt
Organism: Peromyscus eremicus (cactus mouse)
Lineage: Eukaryota; Metazoa; Chordata; Mammalia; Rodentia; Cricetidae
Gene: Mdfic2
Product: MyoD family inhibitor domain containing 2
Exons: 4
Coding region: 1-609 (202 amino acids)
Source: RefSeq, a predicted model, not a curated record